Messenger RNA from Striga hermonthica, 684 nucleotides. Lineage: Eukaryota; Viridiplantae; Streptophyta; Magnoliopsida; Lamiales; Orobanchaceae. The record is from the annotation of a GenBank genome assembly.
AUGACGGGAGGAUCAAAAUUUGAGGUCUCGAAAUUUGAUGGUCAUGGCAAUUUCGGAUUAUGGCAGACGAGACUAAAAGAUUUAUUGGCGCAGCAAGGAAUUCAGAAAGGGCUGCGCGCAGAAAAGCCAAAGGGGAUGGAAGACGAUGAUUGGCAAGAUCUGCAGGAACGGGCGGCCGGGACAAUUCGGUUGUGCCUUGCAGAUGAAGUUAUGUAUCACGUUAUGCAUCUCAAAUCGGCGGAUGAGAUCUGGAAGAAACUGGAAUUGCAGCUUAUGCCGAAAACCCUAACGACAAAACUGUAUCUGAAGCAGAGGUUAUACGGGCUGAAGAUGCAAGAGGGGACCGAUUUAGGGCAACAUGUGAAUAUCUUCAAUCAGGUUGUCACGGAUUUGGCUUCACUCGAAUUCAAGAUUGAAGAUGAAGAGAAGGCGAUGAUUUUACUGUGUUCGUUACCUCCUUCUUACGAACAUAUGGUGACUACCCUUACAUAUGGGAAAGAAACGAUCAAGACUGAGGAGAUUACUUCAGCGUUGUUGGCUCACAACCAGCGGAAACAGAAAUCUGGAGAGUCAUCUUCUCAAAGUGACAGUUUAUAUGUGAAGGGUAACCAGGAUCGUGGAAGAAAACAGGUGCGGGAUAAUUCAGGAAAUCGGAAUUUCAGAUCCAAGUCGCGAGACAAAUAA